AUGGCUAGUCCUCCUGUUCUAGCUUUCGACGCCGAGGGCCGUCCGGUCAAAUUCGAAACCUGGCUAGAUGACCUGCACCUUUUCCUACAGCUCACUGCCAAGGAAGAUAUUACACUGUACGACCACGCUCUCGGCCAUGCGACCGCCCCACUCGCUACUGCCCCCCCAGCUGAGCGCUCACAGUGGCAGACCCGUGACGCGCACGCUCGCUUUGCUAUUCGCAACUCCCUGCCGCUAGAUGAGCGCGAGCACUUCGGCCAGUGCAAGACUGCUAAGGACCUCUACACAGCUGUAGUGGCCCGCUACUCCUCACCCGCUUCUGCCACACUAGGCCGCCUCACUCUCCCCUACCUGUUCCCCGACCUAGCCUCCUUUCACACUGUCGCAGACCUCAUCACCCACCUUAAGACUAGUGAGGCUCGCUUUCGCGCUGCCAUGCCUGAUGAGUUUCUCGCUAGCAACCCCCCCCCGCUCUGGAUCACUCUCUACCACGUUGUCACCCGCCUCCCUGACUCUCUGCGCCCUGUCAGGGACCAGUUCCUCUCUCGCUCCCCCACUGAGCUCACCAUAGCCCUCCUCGAGAAGGAACUGCUUGCAGCUGAGGCUAGUAUCGUCGCUGUAGGCACCUCUCGUGGCGACCCCCGCGGCCCCUUCUUCGAGGGGUGCUCCCCUUCCCCCCUCCUCCCCUCUGUCGCCUCUGCUGCUGCUGUCGACCUCCUUGGUGCUGAGAAGGUCGGGGCUGCGUCUGCUUCAGGCGGACGACGCAGGGGCAGGAGUGGCAGGAGUGGGGGUGGUGGCGGAGGAGGCGGGGGUGGAGGUGGUGGCGGUGGAGGUGCGACUGGAGAGACUAGUGGCGGCAGUGGUGGAGGUGACAGCGGUGUUGGGAGUGGUGACAGGGGCGGAGGUGGCAGCGGAGGCGGAGGUGGUCGUGGCAGCGGCAGGGGUGGAGGUGGCCGGGGCGGAGGCGGAGGGGGUGGUGGUCGUGGAGGCCCGGGGGGCGGUCAGAGUCAGCAGCCUUCCCCGACCCUUCAGGCCGCCCGUGAGUGGUAUGCACGGCGCAGCGUCACCUGCCAGUACGUUAUUCGUACAGGUGACCGCACUGGCCAGAUGUGUGGGGGGCCGCACCAGACGGAGCGCUGCUUCGCCCGCCUCAACGAUGCGUGGCGCACCCAGUUUCCUGGUGGGGGUGAGCUGCCGCGCUGGGCUGAUCUGCUCAGGAAGGGUGUUGAUAUUUGGGCACUUGACUUUGAUGCUAUUCUCACUGCCAUGUAUGCGAUGUCUAUUAGUGGAGAGGGUGCUCAGUACUUGCGUGUUCCGCCCGACCCGGGCAUUCAGGCCAGCCCCGCUGCUGCUCUAGGUGCUAGUGUGUCUGCUUCCACAGGUACUACUGCAGCUGCUGCUCUAGGUGCUUGUGCGUCUGUGCCCCCUGGUACUGAGUCGACUGCAGCACUGCACACCUUCACACUGGACUCAGGUGCUUCUCGCUCUUUCUUUCGUGACCGCACUGUCCUUGAGCCUCUAGCUCGGCCGGUUGCUGUCUCUCUUGCUGACCCCUCUGGGGGUCCGGUCCUUGCGACCUCCUCCACCACCCUUCCGUGUCCAGCGGUUCCGUCCGGCACACUCUCAGGUCUCUACCUCCCCUCGUUCUCCACGAACUUGGUGGCAGGUAGUGCGCUCCAGGACUCGGGUGUUCACCAGUUCACCCCUGCCUACGAGCGUGUGACUCACUGCACGUGUGCUCGGACGGGCCGCCACCUGGCUACUUUCACUCGAGAGCCGGGGUCUGACCUGUACACACUGACCACUGAGUCCCCUCAGGUAGCUGCGUCUGCGUCAGCGUCAGGUCAGCUGUCCGCCCCCUGCUCGUGUCGCUCUCUGGCGAACGACACCGUCCUCUGGCACCACCGCCUUGGUCACCCGUCUGUGCAGCGCCUGCGGGCCAUGCACAAACGGGACCUUGUUGCUGGUCUUCCCAGGGUGCUCCCUCCCCUUCCAGCCUCGCCUGCUCCUGACUGCAUUCCCUGUGUCGAGGGGCGGCAGCGCGCCGCUCCUCACUCCUCCUCCUUUCCCCCGACGACCGCUCCCCUGCAGACGCUCCACAUGGACGUGUGGGGCCCAGCCCGCGUCCGUGGUCAGGGUCAGGAGAGGUACUUCCUGAUAGUUGUUGACGACUACUCGCGCUACACCACGGUCUUCCCCUUGCGCGCCAAGGGUGACGUCCCUGGUGUUUUGAUCCCCUGGAUCAGCCGAGCCCGUCUCCAGCUAGGCGAGCGCUUUCACUCGGACUUUCCUGUCCUGCGCUUGCACUCUGACAGGGGUGGUGAGUUUGCCUCCGACCUCUUGGCAGCCUACUGUGCUGAGCACGGCAUUGAGCAGUCGUACACGCUUCCGGCCUCUCCACAGCAGAAUGGGGUUGCUGAGCGCCGCAUUGGCUUAGUCAUGGAGGUCGCUCGUACCUCCCUGACCCAUGCGGCUGCUCCCCACUUUCUGUGGCCGUUUGCGGUCCGGUACGCAGCACAUCAGCUCAACCUCUGGCCCCGUGUCUCCUUGCCGGAGACUUCCCCGACUCUACGGUGGACGGGAGAGGUUGGUGAUGCGUCGCGUUUCCGGGUCUGGGGAUCUCGAGCCUUUGUCCGCGACACGUCUGCGGACAAGCUCUCACGUCGCACUGUUCCCUGUGUCUUUCUUGGCUUUGUUCCCGACGCGCCUGGAUGGCAGUUUUACCACGUCACCUCGCGCCGGGUUCUGGCCUCUCAGGACGUCACUUUUGACGAGUCCGUCCCCUUCUACCGCCUCUUCCCCUACCGCACUGCCCCACUCCCCCCCCCGCCUCUCUUCCUCGCUCCAGGUGCUGAGGUACCAGACCCCCUCCCCCCUCAGGGUGCCGCUCCCUCAGGUGUGUCCCAGGUAGACCCGGGUGAGCCUGUCGAGGUAGCUGUUGACUCGCGUCCUGCGUCUGGGGGUGCUGAGCCUGGAGGUGCGGAGCCUGGGGGUGCUGAGCCUGGAGGCGCGGAGCCUGGGGGUGCUGAGCCUGGAGGUGCGGAGCCUGGGGGUGCUGAGCCUGGAGGUGCGGAGCCUGGAGGUGCGGAGUCUGGAGGUGCUGAGUCUGGACGUGCUGAGUCUGGGGGUGCUGAGUCUGGGGGUGCUGAGUCUGGGGGUGCUGAGUCUGGGGGUACUCCACCUGGAGGAGCCCUCUCCUCCCAGCAGCUGCAGGAGAGGUACCUCGAGUACUGCCGCCUCCGGAGAGGUGCUUCUGGAGCUCGUCCCGGUACUUCCCCUCCUACCCAGGAGCUCCCCCCCAUUCAGGUGAUCCGCGAGUGGUACACGCGGCGCUGCAGUCUUCGUAGUGGUGCUCCUGGUGCUGCGGACCCGAGCGGUGGUGCUGUUGCUGGUGCUGAGGACCCGGACGCUGGAGCUGCUGCUGGUGCUGAGGACCCGGGGGCUGGAGCUGCUGCUGGUGCUGAGGACCCGGGCGUUGGAGCUGCUGCUGGUGUUGAGGACCCGACCGGUGGCGCUGCUGCUGGUGCUGAGGACCUGACCAGUGGCCCUGCUGCUGGUGCUGAGGACCCGGGCGUUGGAGCUGCUGCUGGUGCUGAGGACCCGACCGGUGGUGCUGCUGCUGGUGCUGAGUGCUGA
Closterium sp. Yama58-4 is the source of this 3636-nucleotide messenger RNA. The record is from the annotation of a GenBank genome assembly. NCBI's taxonomy places the organism in Eukaryota, Viridiplantae, Streptophyta, Zygnematophyceae, Desmidiales, Closteriaceae.